Elephantulus edwardii (Cape elephant shrew) is the source of this 993-nucleotide messenger RNA. It is a transcript of the gene TIMP3, whose product is annotated as TIMP metallopeptidase inhibitor 3. Gene Ontology annotation, molecular function: metalloendopeptidase inhibitor activity; protease binding. The transcript is spliced from 5 exons. Bases 47 to 682 code for a protein of 211 amino acids. Gene Ontology annotation, cellular component: extracellular matrix. NCBI's taxonomy places the organism in Eukaryota, Metazoa, Chordata, Mammalia, Macroscelidea, Macroscelididae. Gene Ontology annotation, biological process: negative regulation of endopeptidase activity; negative regulation of membrane protein ectodomain proteolysis. The record is from RefSeq and is a predicted model, not a curated record.
GGUGGCGCGCACAGCAACUUUGGAGAAGCGAGUCCCAGCCGCCGCUAUGACUCCCUGGCUCGGGCUCAUCGUGCUCCUGGGCAGCUGGAGCCUGGGGGACUGGGGCGCGGAGGCGUGCACAUGCUCGCCCAGCCACCCCCAGGACGCCUUCUGCAACUCCGACAUCGUGAUCCGCGCCAAGGUGGUGGGGAAGAAGCUGGUGAAGGAUGGGCCCUUCGGCACGCUGGUCUACACCAUCAAGCAGAUGAAGAUGUACCGAGGCUUCACCAAAAUGCCCCACGUGCAGUACAUCUACACGGAGGCUUCCGAGAGUCUCUGUGGCCUUAAACUAGAAGUCAACAAGUACCAGUACCUGCUGACAGGCCGUGUCUAUGAUGGCAAGAUGUACACAGGGCUGUGCAACUUUGUGGAGAGAUGGGACCAGCUCACCCUGUCCCAGCGUAAAGGGCUCAACUACCGGUACCACCUGGGCUGUAACUGCAAGAUCAAGUCCUGCUACUACCUGCCUUGCUUUGUGACCUCCAAGAACGAGUGUCUCUGGACCGACAUGCUCUCCAACUUCGGUUACCCUGGCUACCAGUCCAAACACUACGCCUGCAUCCGGCAGAAGGGUGGCUACUGCAACUGGUACCGAGGCUGGGCCCCCCCGGACAAAAGCAUCAUCAAUGCCACAGACCCCUGAGCAGCAGACCCUGCCCCACCUCACCUCCCUCCCUUCCCGCUGAGCCUCCCUCGGACACUAACUCUUCCCAAAUGAUGAUGACAAUGAAAUUAGUGCCUGUUUUCUUGCAAAUUUAGCACUUGGAACACUUAAAGAUAAAUCUAUUGGAUGGGGUUGGUUUCGGAGUUGUUCUCCCGGGCCCGCUCUGCCCCUUUCUUUUUGGUUUGGACAUCGCCACCCAUUUCUCGUGGGAGUGCUUGGCACCAGGGCAAAAAGAAAAGAGGGAUGCCUCUUCCUUGUGAAAAUAUAAUCUAUAUUUUUUUAGGAAAACA